UCUCUUGACAACACAAGCUUGUUGCAGUUGGCCCGGACACCUCUGCCCAAGAUGCACCGAAAGACCAGGGCUCAGGGGGACUUCUCUUCUUCCCUUUACCAAGGAAGUGAACAUAGUGCCUCUCUGGAACCAUCCAAGGAUUCCACCAAGUCCCUGGUCCAACCAAGGCCUCAGUGGGAAAGAGAAGUGGCGGAUGUGUCAGGUUUGCCUCUUGCCAGCAUGCUUCCCCCAUUGUCCGCAGUCCCAUUGGUGACCUCAAGUUCCAUGCCCCCAUCUCAGCCACCAGUAGGGAUUUCCUCUCUAAAGCAUCCCCUGUGGUCAGACAGUCUCCCGUUCCUCCUUCUUCCACCUUCAUCCUCUUCAUUGGCUUUUCACUCACCUCAUCCCAUCACCUUCUCUAAGCCAGCAGAGUCCCUCACCAAAGUGCCAUUCUUUCCUGCUAUAGCGCAAGCUGUUGCCUCUUCAGGUCCGAAGGUAGCCAGUUCCCUGAGCUCAUUUUCUGAUGAUAUGAACCAUACUCCAUCCCAAACUACCCAGGAUUUCACAAAUGUCCCUCAUCUAGGUUUUUCAGGAUCCUCAACAAAGCAGCACUCUGAGCUGUCCCCAGCUGAGGGUCCCCUGUCAGCAGGCUCACCCACACCUGGGGUUUUGAGCUCCAUGGCAGAACUGGGCCAGCUGUCUCCCACUCCCCUUGCACCUGGAGGUCUUCUGCUCCCAGGUGGAACCCCUUCAUGGUCCACGUUGGAAGUGGCUUCAAGUCGUGCAUCCACCCAGCCAGUGCACAGGGCAGGGGUUAAACAAGUGCACAGUGGGGUGCCCUUGCCAACUUUGAAGAGUGCAGCAGAGGCUGUGCCUUCAUUUUUCCAGACUGUACAAUCAGUGGCUAUAGCAAUGAGCAGCAAAAAGCUAGCCCCUGCUCCUCCUGCCAAUGGCUCCGCUAACCCACCGCAUUUGUCAGCAGCUCCAGAGAAUUCCAGAGGGCCUGUGGUUUCUGCAGAGCGCGCAUCUUCCUCUUGGGUGCCUCCUCCUCUGCCUUUCACCACACCAGGUCAAGGAAAAGCCAUCCCUUCUGGGGAGGUUCCUACAUUACCUCUGAACAGGACAAUCGACCUUCCCUCCUCUGUCCUGCAGCCCACAGGAAGUCAUGCCUCUCCAUCCCCUGUGCCAGAAAUGCCCCCUCCUCAAAAAGAAAAUAAAGAUGUGCCCCGUUUUCCUGCAGCCACACACUUGCUUCCCUUGAGCAGAUUUCAUCUUGCCACGAAGAUCUUGACCCUGCAAAAGGAUAGUGGGACAGCUGUUUUAAAGGAAAAUGAAAUGGCAAGUGUGACGCUUCCUCUCCAGACCUUUCCAAGUAAAGAAGUUUCGAGUCUUCACACUGUAAAUGGAUUCACUUCUGAUUUUAGCAUUGGUCCCAUUUCCUCUCCUAUCAUUGCAACACCAAGAACAAACCUCCUUUUAUCCGGAUCACCACCGCCUUCCAUGCCUGUCAUUCAAACCACCCAGCUGGUUUCCCCGUCUCCUGGCUUUUCCAGCACUAAGCCAGAGAAUUUCACAGCUGCUGUGGGCCAUUCUGAGCUGCCAGCUUCGGCUUCCAAGCAGGUGACAGCAGCGUUUCCCUCCUCCUCUGAUGUCUCUGAUUUCUCAACAAUAGGAGACAUGAACAAGCCAACAACCACAGAUGUUUUCCGGAGUUCUCUUUCGGUACAAACUGGAUCUCUUUCCACACAAUCAACAAUAUCUGGCUUGCAGCACCAAGCGAAUUAUGAUUUAAGUGGCCACGUGGUUAACUCCACAAGUUGGGACCUUCAUUCAGCUCCAACUCCUCUUCCCAGUGGUUUAUCUUCAGCUGCCAGUGCAAUAAAAUCUCAGGAUUUCCAAGAUACUGUUGGGCGGUCAGUCGUUGCAGAACAUUUUAACAUUCAGGAUCUCAUCCUAGGCCCAAGCACCUACCAGCCUGAAGAACAGUCAGAUGUGGCCGUGGUUGGGAACCCUACAGACCUCUGGCCCACAAGCCAUAACAGCUAUUCCAGAGUUUUCCAAACAGAGAAGAUUGACUAUUACCCAUCUUCAAGUCGACAUUCUUUGUCAAGUCCCCAUUUACGGAUGCCCACGCAGCCAACCCAUCCUCUUUGGCUAACCUGGCUCAGGCUGUCUUCUAUGGCUAGCUUGCAAGAAAUGCUUUCGGAUGGGACAGAUACAGGUCCCCACAUUUCCAGUGACAUCUAUCUAUCACAUGGGAUCAAUGCUUCCACAUCACUCAAGAGCAUCCUGGGAUAUCACUCAACUGCUGAGUCUCCUAAAUCCACCAGUGCCUUUCCCAGGACCCCCUCCAGAGUGCUGCGAGCUUCUCAGCGCCCCAAGAAAUGGACAGGUGCAGCCACUAAUGCAGAUAGUUUGUUUCCUGGUACCCAAAAAACAGUGGACUUCUCAGUGUCACCCAAGAUAGAGCCAACUGCAGCCACCGCUGCCACGUUGCUUCUGAGGAAGUCAAGUCCACCGGCCCUAUCUGCAGCCUUGGUUGCUAAGGGCACCAGCAGCAGUGGCUUAGCCAAGAGCACUGCUCUAGUGAGAAAUGUCACCAACAAGGCAGCAUCUGAUCCAAAGGCGACUGCAGGGACCAUCCACACUGCCUUCCCAUUCACACCAACCUACAUGUUUGCCAGAACAGCACACACCGUAAGCACACACGCAGCCAUGCAGGGGAAUGCAGGCACUGCCUCUGGCCUGUUGUCCACAACGCACCUCCCCAGGAAACCACAAGCCAUGCACACCAGCCUCCCAAACCCCACCAAGCCAGAGAUGCCCAGAGCAUCCACCCCUCGCCCACUGACAUCCAUCACGGCGUCCGCGAGGGCCACCCACUUGCCAUCUCCGCAGGCAGAAAACACAGAUACUGUUCUUCCUGCUUCGUCCACUGCAAUGGUCACGACCGGCAAAAUGGCAUCCAACCUGGAGUGUCAGAUGUCCAGUAAGCUUCUGGUGAAGACAGUCCUGUUUCUAACACAAAGGAGAAUGCAGAGCAGCGAAUCCUUGAAGUUCAGUGUAGCCAGAGGGCUCACACAGGCCCUUCGCAAGGCUUUCCACCAGACCGACGUGACAGCUCACGUGGACAUUCUGGAGCAUUCUCAUAAUGUCUCCAUUGGUUAUUAUGCUACCAAAGGGAGGCUGGUGUACUUGCCUGCUGUUGUGAUGGAAAUGCUAGGAGUUUAUGGAGUCAGCAACGUCACUGCAGAUCUGAAGCAGCAUACCCCAAACUUACAGUCUGUGGCAGUCCUUGCCUCUCCAUGGAAGCCCCAGCCUGCCGGCUACUUCCAACUGAAAACAGUGCUACAGUUUGUGGGCCAAUCUGACAACAUACAGUCCUGUAAGUUUGCUCAGACCAUGGAGCAGAGGCUGCAGAAGGCAUUUCAGGAUGCAGAGAGAAAAGUCUUCAACACCAGAAGCAACCUGAAGGUGCAGAUCCUGAGCACGUCUAACGCCUCCCAGGCCGUCACCUUGGUGUACGUUGUGGGCAACCAGAGCUCUUUCCUCAAUGGCACCGUGGCCAGCAGCCUCCUCAGCCAGCUCUCUGCCGAGCUGGUGGGAUUCUACCUCACCUACCCGCCGCUCACCAUUGCCGAACCACUGGAAUAUCCCAAUCUUGAUAUAUCAGAAACAACCAGAGACUACUGGGUCAUUACAGUGCUGCAGGGCGUGGACAACUCUCUUGUGGGCCUGCAUAACCAGAGCUUCGCCCGCGUCAUGGAGCAGCGCCUUGCCCAGCUGUUCAUGAUGUCCCAGCAACAAGGCCGGCGGUUUAAACGAGCCACCACCCUGGGAAGCUACACUGUGCAGAUGGUAAAGAUGCAGCGUGUGCCGGGACCAAAAGACCCAGCGGAGCUGACUUACUACACCCUGUACAACGGGAAGCCAUUGCUGGGGACUGCGGCAGCCAAGAUCCUGAGCACCAUUGACUCCCAAAGGAUGGCCUUGACCCUGCACCAUGUUGUCCUUCUGCAAGCUGACCCCGUGGUGAAGAACCCCCCCAACAAUCUGUGGAUCAUUGCCGCGGUCCUGGCACCCAUCGCCGUGGUCACGGUCAUCAUCGUCAUCAUCACUGCUGUGCUCUGCAGGAAGAACAAGAAUGACUUCAAGCCAGACACCAUGAUAAGCCUGCCUCAGAGAGCAAAGCCCGUGCAAGGCUUUGACUAUGCUAAGCAGCACCUCGGCCAACAAGGGGCAGAUGAGGAAGUCAUCCCCGUGACUCAGGAGACCGUGGUCCUGCCCCUGCCAGUUAGAGAUGCUCCUCAGGAGAGGGACGUUGCUCAGGAUGGGAGCACCAUCAAGACAGCCAAGUCCACCGAAACCAGAAAGAGCAGGUCGCCCAGUGAGAAUGGCUCUGUCAUCAGCAACGAAUCAGGGAAGCCCAGCUCAGGGAGGCGCUCACCCCAGAACGUAAUGGCACAGCAGAAAGUGACAAAGGAGGAGGCAAGGAAGAGAAACGUGCCCGGCGGCAGCGACGAAGAGGAGGGCGCCGUUCUGUUCGACAGCUCUGGCAAAGUAGCAGCCGACCCCUUCGACACGUCGUCUGGGUCCGUGCAGCUCAUCGCGAUCAAGCCCACAGCCCUGCCAGUGGUGCCGCCCACCUCGGACAGGAGUCAGGACUCCUCGGCGGUGCUCAACGGCGAGGUGAACAAAGCCCUAAAGCAGAAGUCAGACAUCGAGCACUAUCGGAACAAGCUGCGCCUCAAAGCCAAGAGGAAAGGCUAUUACGACUUCCCUCCGGUGGAGACAAACAAGGGCCUGACUGAAAGAAAAAAGAUGUAUGAAAAGGCCCCAAAGGAAAUGGAGCAUGUUUUGGACCCAGACCCAGAACUGUGUGCUCCGUAUGCUGAGCCUAAAAACAGGCAACAGAUGAAGAACUCCGUCUACCGAAGCCGGCAGUCUCUGAACAGCCCCAGUCCAGGAGAAACUGAGAUGGACCUUUUGGUCACUCGGGAGCGGCCCCGACGUGGAAUCCGGAACAGUGGAUAUGACACGGAGCCUGAAAUCAUAGAGGAAACCAAUGUGGACAGAGUUCAUGACCCCCGGGGCUACGCCAGGUCAAGGCCCGUGAAAGGUCACUCGGAGACCUCCACACUGAGCUCCCAGCCGUCCAUUGACGAGGUGAGGCAGCAGAUGCACAUGCUCCUAGAGGAGGCCUUCAGCCUGGCAUCCGCAGGCCACGCUGGCCAGAGCCGCCACCAGGAGGCCUAUGGCUCCACACAGCACCUGCCCUACUCCGAGGUGGUGACCAGUGCUCCAGGGACCAUGACGAGGCCCAGGGCUGGUGUGCAGUGGGUACCGACCUACCGCCCAGAAAUGUACCAGUACAGUCUGCCCCGGCCGGCCUACAGGUUUUCCCAGCUUCCUGAAAUGGUCAUGGGCUCUCCACCUCCACCUGUACCACCCCGACCUGGGCCAGUGGCUGUUGCUUCUCUCAGACGGUCCACCUCAGACAUUGGCAGCAAGACCCGAAUGGCUGACUCCGUGGGCCCCGAGCCAGCCCAGCUGCAUGAGAGUGCCUCGUUCGCCCAGGUGUCCAGAGGCCCCGUGUCCGUGGCACAGCUGGAUCAGUCAGCUUUAAAUUACUCAGGUAACACGGUGCCAGCGGUGUUUGCCAUCCCAGCUGCCAACAGACCCGGAUUCACCGGCUACUUCAUCCCCACCCCUCCCUCAUCCUACAGGAGCCAAGCCUGGAUGUCCUACGCAGGAGAGAAUGAGCUCCCCAGCCAGUGGGCCGAUUCGGUGCCCCUGCCGGGGUACAUCGAGGCCUACCCGCGCUCGCGCUAUCAGCCGAGCUCGCCCUCCAGGCUCCCGCGCCAGUACAGCCAGCCCGCCAACCUGCACCCCAGCCUGGAGCAGGCGCCCAUGCCCUCGGCGGCUGUGUCGCAGCAGAGCCUGACUGAAAACGACCCAUCCGACCCGCCCCUCACCAACAUCUCCACCGCGGCCCUCGUGAAGGCCAUCCGGGAGGAGGUGGCCAAGCUGGCCAAGAAGCAGACGGACAUGUUCGAGUUCCAGGUCUAACGCGUCAGCCGGGGGACUGUGCACGGCCAGCCUCCGCGGAAUCAGGCUUUGGGGGUGAGAAACACUGACAUCGGGUGAGUCGUCACCCUCCGUUUCCCAAAAGGCGAACAGUGGGGCUUCUGGGUCACAGGAACCUCCGAGUUCUUGGCUUGCACACCUGGCCAUGUCUCACCACAGGGCCUGCUUGGGACGAGCGCUCCAGAUUCUGCGGAGGUGAAUGUUUGCACCCCGGGAGUUUUCCCCCCAAGGAGCCUUAGUCAAGAGAGGGACUGGCUAAUCUACAGAUUCCUGUCCAAUGCCACCUUUGACUAAAUCACCGGGAAGGGGGAAACAUAGCUCUAUCUUUGAUGACCUCUGCAUGUUAACUCUUUUUUUGUGUGUUAAAAGCAACGCAGGAGUGUGAAUUUACCCCCUAGACUGCCCUCUCUCAUUCAGCUCUGACUGAUCGCUAAAAUCAUCUCUGCUCUGUACGGCAGCCGCUGACUCCAGCCAAGAAACUUGAGUCUCUUUGCUUCUAAAGGAUCAUAUUCAAAGUCAAAUGAAUUGGAUGAAAAUCAGAACUACUGGCUGCGUCUAUAAAUAGUCCGGAAGCUCCCUCCCCACGCCCAUAAUUAAAGGCCAAGAAAGAGAGAUGAGCAGGAAUGGAAGGUUUGUGUUGACAAGCUUUUCAAAAGGUAUCGUCUCUUGGAAAUAGGGUAUCCUGCAAGUUGGGAUUGAAAUGAGAGAGAAUGGGUGCUAAGAACUUUUAGUAUCCUACAAAAGAAAAAUAGGUAUUUGAAGUAUUUGUAGGGUUUUCCUUCUCCCGCACUGAAGGUGGCCUGAGAACAGACAGAGCUUCUCUCUUAGGGAUGAAAGAUCCAUUGACUUUUGCAAGAAAGCUGGCUCUUCAACACUGAUCUCCAGCCUGCUCUGCCAAGGGGUACAAGAGAAAAUAGUCACUGAUUCCCAUUAGAAGUGGGAGCUAAGGAUCUGGGUUAUUCCAGGCUGCAGCCUCAGUUUAUAGACAUUUCCAAAUGUAGAAAAUCUGUUGAUUUGGGUUUAAGUGUAAAUAACCUCUUUUUUAAAUGUAUGGGUUUUGCCAAGGUUCCAUAAUUUAUGGACACUAGGGGACACUGGUCAGAAUGGCAAGGCUGCUACCUGGUGGCCGUGAUGCUCCAGGUCACCCUUCUUGGUGUGGAGAACUGGCCAGCCAAGCUCUGAGUGGAGGACGCUGCCUCCACGGGACUGGGGCGCCACCCACUGACUCCCAUGAGCGCAAGCAGAACCCCUCCUGACUUCGGGCAGCGCGUGUGGUGUGGAGGGCUUGCUCGGUGUCUGUUGGAGUGUGAGGUCCUGUGCCGCCUUCACCCAUGAUGCAUCUCGCUUCAGCAGCUCCCAUUCCCUUCCAAGCCCAUCUGUCCAUUGUCUCAUGAGUUUCUUUGGUCUUUACCCGAAAGAAGAAGGUGGAAUUUUAAAACGCUGAGAGAACAAUAGGAAUGGAACUGAUUAGAAUGGGAGAUUCAAACUGUCAAAGCACAGACUUUUCCAAGCAGCUGUUUUUAUUUCCCAAGGGCAAUUUUCCUUUUCUGGAAUGUGUCAUGGAAUCCUCAAACAAGUCUCUUGUUUGGAUGGAUAUUAGGUAGUGUCCUUUUAGUAUGCCAGUUGAUCUUUCAUAGUGUUAGUUUUUGUUACUUAAAAAGAAAUCAGCUAUAAAUAAAAUGUAUUUUUGUAAUUUCCAUGUGUAUAUAUAUGGUAUAUUUCUAUCAAUGGCCAGUUGUUGUAGUCCAAAACCUAAAUCAGCUUGCAGAUCACUGUGGACGGUACAAGAUUUUAUGGACAGAUUAACACAAUGCCUAGGUCUAUCCAAAUCGGCAUUCAAUGCACUUGAAUGAACAAAGAGCCAAAGAAACUCAGCCUUUUCAUGCAAAUGGUAUGAGUCUGAUAGACAGCUACAUUGUCCCGCUUUUUCAGUAAUACCAAUAUUUCAUCAGCACAGUGAUAUCAACUCAGAACUUUGUCUACUUGGUAAAUGCCUGGAAAUUCUGUAUGUGAAAGUGAAGUUUUAAGACCUUAGUGUCCUUGAAAGAUAUGUACAUGUUUCAAAAGACAGUGUAUGAGCUUUGGAUGUUCUGUUGAUUGCAGACUCUGAGUCUGGAGUUUGCCUUUCUAUGGGUCCAGAUUGCUAAGGCAGUGGAGCUACAAGUCAUUACAGUCAUCACAGAACCUCAUGAAGUAUACAGUCCACUGAAAAAAUUUAGAUACAGCAUGCUAAGUCAGACACGCUCUUCAACUAGACCCCACAGGUUCAGGAAACUUAGAUGAGAGAAAAUAUGUAGAUGAAGGAAAACUUGUACCUGUUUUUCCCACCAAAGAGAGAGCUGCCAUUGUUGAAUUUUCUGGGACUAAGACUUGGUCCCUUCUCUGAUAUUUCCUGACCUCAUGAAGGUGACAGAUACCAGGAUAAGUGACUCUGAGAAAAAGCGGAUGGUAAAAGGUGCUUCACAGAAGUGCAUAUAGGGUUUCAUGAGAACCCCAAGGAGACAAGAAUGGACUCCGUGUUCAUCACCAUCCUCCAGACGGUCACAAAGCCAUAAAGGAUACUGGUGACCUUGGAGGAGGAAGCGAAGUCCAGAGAAAUGGAGUGACCGGCCGCCUGUCCAGCCCACCCCUGCUGAUUCAUGACCCAAUCUGCUCUCCAUCUACCACACUGCCUGCAUGCUUGUUGGUGAUACAUUUCUUUAACUGUGCCCAAAGUUUGCAAAAUAGACAAAGGUCCUGUGAGGGACUUCGUAAUGCUCUUGCCAAGAAAAAAAAAAGAGUAAGGAACUUUGAGUACAGUGUACAGAGGACAAUAUCUUUGUGGCACAAUAAAUAUUUUUUUUUGGCACUGGUUUCGAUAUGAAUUUUCUGCAUUCAUCAGAAAGAAAUGUGGUCACCCAGCGAGGACCGUCAAGGAAGUGGCGUCCUCAGAUGCUGUUCGAAGCUGUGGAGGUGACUUCCCCUCGUGGUGCCCUAGAUUCAAACAGGCAGGCAGAGAUGUGCUGAGAGCUUGUCAUUGAAAGGUAGCAGGUGCCUGUCUUCACUGUGGGGGAGGACACAGGCAGUGCAGGGACAUAAAGGUCUGUAGUGUGGCCUGGCACUUGCAAGCCGAGGCUUGUGUAAUAAUUCAAUGGUGAAUGUUAACUGUGGAACAGGAAGUGGCCUCCUGGAGGGUAGAUUGUGUAAAAAUAACUUCUCCAGUCCUGGAAGAAGUUACGUUGUUCUUUUGUUAUUCUAAGGACCCAGCAGUGGGGCAUGUAAUUUCUGGAUAAUCUUCAUGGAAAAGAAGAAAUUGUUAGAUGUGUGAUUGUCAAAAUAAACUUUCUGAGAGAGUAUGUAGAAUGGACAUGGAGAGCACGUUAAGUACCUGACCAAAAAAAAAAAAAAAAAAUGCUUUUCUAGCUUUAGAAAUUAGAGAA
This is a messenger RNA of Octodon degus (degu), 9485 nucleotides long. RefSeq names its product KIAA1549 like. NCBI's taxonomy places the organism in Eukaryota, Metazoa, Chordata, Mammalia, Rodentia, Octodontidae. The record is from RefSeq and is a predicted model, not a curated record. The transcript is spliced from 20 exons. The coding region runs from base 52 to 6048 and encodes 1998 amino acids.